Molecule: messenger RNA, 1932 nt
Organism: Styela clava
Lineage: Eukaryota; Metazoa; Chordata; Ascidiacea; Stolidobranchia; Styelidae
Product: peroxisomal membrane protein PEX13-like
Biological process (GO): protein import into peroxisome matrix, docking
Cellular component (GO): peroxisome; peroxisomal membrane; peroxisomal importomer complex
Molecular function (GO): protein binding
Source: RefSeq, a predicted model, not a curated record
UACACAAUACUGCAAUCAAUACACAUAAUUUGUAUCAUGUUUGUCUUAGGUUAUGACCAAAUAGCCCUAUUUCCUAGUUAUACAAUAUCUAAUAAAAUAAUGGCUGAUCCACCAAUAAAACCUUGGGAGAUAAACCGGACUCAAAGUGCUGGUAAUAUUGGACCAUUGCAUUCUAUCUCAAGUCCACCUGUUGUAGAUGCUUCAUUGACAGCAACAGAUCAGGCGAGAAAAAGGACGCCGCCUCCUGUUCCCAAUAGACCAUCCCAGCGUACUAUGACUCCAAUGGGUUAUCAGCCUUCAUAUGGAGGAUAUGGUUCCUAUGGCUAUGGUACUGGAUAUGGAGGGAUGUAUGGUGGUGGAAUGGGGAGUGGAAUGUAUGGGGGUUAUGGUGGUGGGGGUAUGUACGGUUCCUACAAUAGAUCAUAUGGUGCACCGGGAGGAUUUGCUAGACAAGCAGAAGAAAGCACUAGAAAUGCAUUUCAAUCUGUUGAAAGCAUUGUGAGAGCAUUCACAUCAGUUUCUGCUAUGUUAGAAUCUACACUUGGGGCUGUUUACAGCUCAUUCCGAGCUGUGCUUGAUGUAGCAGAUCAAUUUUCGAGGGUGAGGGCAACAUUUGCUGAUAUUCUUUCUUCAAUCGCAGUCUUCCGAUUGAUAAGAUUUUUAUAUCGCCGAGCUUUGGCAUUUUUAAACUUGGGAGGAUCAUGUGAAGAGGCAUGGGAUACUGUCAAAACAGACUCUGACGUUAUACCACAGAAGAAGAAAUCAAGAUCGUGGCCCAUACUUCUUUUCAUGUCUGUUGUUAUAGGAGGCCCUUACUUGAUUUGGAAAUUAUUGAGUGGAACAGGCAAUGUACAAAAGCCUCAGACACCAUGGGCAAGCGGAUUAUCAGAUCAUGUUGUUGCUAGAGUAGAAUAUGAUUUUGAAGCUGAUAAUGAUGAUGAACUAACUGUGAAAGUUGGCGACCUGUUAAACCUUGCACCAAAAGACCAACAACCGCAUAUACAGAACUGGCUUAUGGCAUCUUUAGAUGGUACAAAUGUAGGGAUGGUACCAGCAACUUAUGUUAAGGUAUUAGGCCGUCGAAAAGGAAGACAACCAGAAUCAGCUGAGAAUGGCCAACCUGAAGCUUCGGCACCACCUACAUGACAAACUAGCUCGUAAUCUCUCAAUCUUUGUAAUAUGCAAAUCACCCGUUUCAAUAAAAAUGCAAUUUAAUGUCAAUUUUUUUUUCAUUGUAUAAUUUCAUGUUAAAGUGUCUUCAUUACGAAGAUAUUCUCCAAUAUCUGCUUGAUGAAAAGCAAUGAUUGACAUAGGAUCCGCAUGCCUGCAUUCGGCUGUCGAUUUUGCUGCUACACCAAAUCCCUAUAAAAGAAAGGCGAUUAUGUGAAAAAUCUUUAAACAAUUAGUUCAUGUGAUAUCCCAACAAAAAUUGUCAAUUUAGAUGUUUUUUGAAUAGCCUGCAAUAAAAAAUACAAAAUGGAUACAAAUUCAGGAAAGCAAGAGACAAGUCUUUUUUUAUUACACGAUAUACCUUUACUACUUACCAAAGGUAUAUCAUUCAUUGAAUAUAACACUAUGCCUUGAUAUUUAGGAGUUCCUUCAGUAAUUCUUCCUAAUCCUGAUUUUAAUAUGUGAUUUCCAUAUAAAAAUGAUUGUUCUGCACCUGGUUUCACCCAAACUUUGAACUGAAAAAGUAAUUGACAUUAUUUGAUAUUCUCAAACAAUUGAUGGUUAUUAUUGCAUUUGCACUUGUGUCAAUUCUAAUUAUGCGGCAUGUAUGUAUUGGAAUAUGGACUAUUAAUCAACUACAAUAUUAUUUUACAUUUCUUUUUAUGUUCAACUUCAAUUAUUUUGCAAUGUAUGACUGUUGUGUAAAUAUUCUUCAAAUAAUAAGAACAGGCUUCAUUAUUCACAAUACAGAUGAAGUAAUAA